Molecule: messenger RNA, 1539 nt
Organism: Trichosporon asahii var. asahii CBS 2479
Lineage: Eukaryota; Fungi; Basidiomycota; Tremellomycetes; Trichosporonales; Trichosporonaceae
Exons: 3
Coding region: 1-1539 (512 amino acids)
Source: RefSeq, a predicted model, not a curated record
AUGCUCUCGCUUUUCGGCCUCCUCCCCCUCCUCGCCUUGAGCGCGGUGGCAGCUCCGGCCCCGCUCACCGAGCGCGCCGCCUGUACAAUGAACUGGAAGGGCAGGACGCUCACCGGUGCCACCGACGGCAACGCCUGUCGCUACACUGUCAAGUACGGCUCUGCCUCUCGUUGGGCCCACUCGUCGGCUGCUAGCUCCACGCCCAACAACGCCGCCGGCUGGGCCCCCCGCUGCCCUCAGGCUCACGCGUUCCCCGCCGCGACCAACACCCAGUCCGAGGACUGCCUGUACCUGACCAUCUGGGCUCCCUCGUCUGCGUCACAGAACUCCAACCUGCCCGUCUACGUCUACGUCCCCGGCGGCAGCAACAUCGACGGCAGCGCUGCCGACGACGGCAUCGACGGUGCCUCAAUGGCGUCCCAGGGCCUCGUCGUCGUGCACGCCCAGACCCGUAUCGGCGUGCUCGGUUUCCUCCCUCCGUCGUGGAUGCGUGUCUCGGACCCCAACUUUGCCUUGCGCGACAUGCUCCUCGCCCUCCGUUCCAUCAAGGACAACAUCGUCGGUGCCGGCGGAAACCCCUCGGCGGUCACGCUCGGCGGCCAGUCGUCCGGUGCGCUUAUCGCGCAGUCCAUGCUCGGUGUGCCUGAGGCGGCGGGUCUGUUCCAGCGCAUCAUCCUCCAGUCCGGCCCCAUGAACGUGGGCACGCAGAGUGCGGCGCAGACGAGCGCCCUCCAGAAGCUCUUCUACGAGGACAUUCUCCACUGUCACGACAAGCGCUGCGCGCAGAACAAGUCGGCCGCCCAGCUCAUGACCGCCACCGCCAAUGACCUCGUCAACAUGGCACCCAACAUCGAGGGCGUGCCUUAUGCGGCCUUCGUGCGCCCCGUCUUCGGCACCCCGACUCUGCCCCAGGACCCCUCGAACGUGCUCAUGAACAAUCCCGCGCAGCUCGCCGUCAAGCCCCAGCAGGUGCUCGUUACCACCGUCCUUAACGACGGCGGGGCCGGCGCGGAUGUCAUGACGCCCAUCCCUGGCGGUGGCCCGCUCGGCACCAACCUCAGGCGACGCGACUACACCCCCGCCGAGGCGUACCUGAACGUCCUCCGCUUCCAGGUCGGAUCGCGCGCCGACGCCGUUGCGGCGCAGUACCCGCUCCCCGCGGGUGUCGAGAUCGGCCCGGGAAUGACGCACGAUCGAGCGCGCCUUCACGGACGGCGGAUUCCGGUGCCCCUCGCGCGCUCUCGCGUCCAAGGCGGCAACCACGCCAACAACCAGGGCCUGACGUACUGCGACAACCACGUCUGCCACAUGGACGACGUCUACGCGUGGUGGGGCACGGGUCCCACAGGCUCAGACGCAUUCAGCCAGGACGUGCAGGGCCGCGUUGCGUCGUUUGUCAAGAACGGUAACCCCGGCUCGGGCUGGAGUGCGUACAACGGCAACAACGUCUUCGCUAUUGGUGGUGGCCAGACCGAGUCUUGCCCCGCUGGCUUCUGGGGUGGCCAGGUCAAGUUCGACUUCCAGCUUUACAGCCAGUAG